This is a messenger RNA of Haliotis rubra (blacklip abalone), 1845 nucleotides long. Its product is annotated as CCR4-NOT transcription complex subunit 2-like. Lineage: Eukaryota; Metazoa; Mollusca; Gastropoda; Lepetellida; Haliotidae. The transcript has 17 exons. Gene Ontology annotation, cellular component: P-body; CCR4-NOT core complex. Gene Ontology annotation, biological process: regulation of stem cell population maintenance; regulation of DNA-templated transcription; nuclear-transcribed mRNA poly(A) tail shortening. The record is from RefSeq and is a predicted model, not a curated record. Bases 198 to 1601 code for a protein of 467 amino acids.
UCGGAACCAGUUAGACAGUAUGACAGGCCUUGGGGGUGGGGGCAGUACUGGGGGUGGGCCAAGCAGCGGUGGAGGGGGAGGAGCACCAGGAUCACAAUUCAGCAUGAACAAGAAGAAUGUUACAGAUCCAUCCCCGGGUCCCCGCAGGAACUUCGGCAUGAUUGGUAUGCCACAAGCAAAAUCCCAAACAAGAAAACAUGGCAUGUUCGAGACAGACGAGGAUGAUCCCAGCUUGUACUUCAGUCAGUCUGUGUUCCCGACCAGACAAGGAGGUGAGGAUGACAUCUCAAUCCCCAUCUCAGCUGUCUGGGUUCGGAAACAACUUCUACAGCCAGGGUCUGCCCCAACGAAGUAUUGGUAACAGUCAGUUCCCUGGACGCAACAGCAGUGGCGGCCACAUCACGCCGACGAGCAUGAACCCCAACUUCCCCAUCAGUAUACAGCAGCCUCAACACUCACCCAACAGCCUGUCAGUGAUCGGAGCCCGCAGUGUGCUCGGUCAGAACCAGUCCUCUCAGCCUCUCAAUAAUCUCCAGAAGCGGACAACUUUAUCCUCAGCAUUCGGAAGUGCUGCCGGACCAAUCACUAGUAUCACAAACAGUUUCGGCUUUUCGGGGAGCAGGCAAGGUAACGAGAACAACCAUCCAGCGCUGGAUUUGUCGGAAUUUCCUUCAUUAAGCAACAGAUCUAACAUCCCUCCCAAUCCCAUGCCAACCGCUCGAAACUAUGGUAUGGUCAGCAAAGCUGUUCCGGACCCCACCCCGGAGUUCAAUAUCACCCAGGAGGAGUUCCCUGCCCUGCCUGGAUCCUCAAAUCCCCCAGCAUCAUCGGCAAACGACUCCACAAGGAAAACUGUUAGUGCUCUAUUUGGUCCUCCAAAUCCUUACAUGCCUGCACCAGGAACAUUCGAGUCGGUGAACAGCAAAGACAAACCCUCCGACAAAUCAUCACAACCAAAGAGAGGCAUUCAGACGCACCCAGAUGGCACGGUGUCCAAUAUCCCGCCAGGCAUGGUCACAGAUCAGUUUGGCAUUGUGGGUCUCCUCACGUUUAUACGGGCAUCCGAGAACGACCCCAACUUGGUUGCUUUAGCACCCGGGAUUGAUCUCACAACAUUGGGCCUCAAUCUCAACUCCCCUGACUCUAAGAGAAACCUCUACAGUACAUUUCAGUCCCCCUGGGCAGAUGCACCCUGUCGGCCACAAGAUAUCGAUUUCCACGUGCCUGCAGAGUAUCUCACAAACAUUUUCAUCAGGGAAAAGCUGGCUCCAAUCAAGCUGAACCGGUAUGGAGAGGACCUGUUGUUCUUCUUGUUCUACAUGAACGGUGGGGACGUGUUGCAGUUGGCGGCGGCAGCAGAACUUCACAGUCGAGAGUGGAGGUACCACAAGGAGGAGAGGGUGUGGAUGACAAGGGCACCGGGUAUGGAUCCCAUCGUCAAAACAAACACGUAUGAGAGGGGAACAUACUACUUCUUUGAUGCACAGAACUGGCGGAAAGUGGCAAAAGAGUUUCACCUGGAGUAUGACAAGUUGGAGGAACGCCCCAGCUUACCUCCCACGCUCCAUCACAACCCCAAUCAGCCCAUUGUUGCUCACUAGCAGUGGGUGAACAGACUGUUGUGACCAGGGAAGCAGCCGUGCCACUCUCAGUGAACUGUCAGACAUGAACUCUGAACCAGAGUUGUCUCCCCUUGCCCUGAUGCAGCAGAUGGAUCAAUAUUUGUUUUAUUGUAAUUAUGUAAAUUGGAACACCCACCGGUGUUGUUUCUACUCUCCUGGGGAGACAGGUCGCCAGACAAUGUGUUGAUUUCAUUGUAAAUACAACAUCUGUCAUCUAGUAUAA